CGCAAGUAGCACGUCAAAAAUGUCGAAAAGUGUGUCAAAGCAAUUUUAUUUCACAAUUUACGAAUUUUAAAGCGCCAGUCCGCUCGCGAAUUUAACUCCUCGCGUCCGUGAACCGAACGCCUUUGCAGAAAACUAUUUUUUAAAGGAAGAAGAAAAAAUUGAUUUCCAUUUGUAACGCACUGCCGACACCAUGAAAGUGUGGGGAGCGCACGGGGAAUUCUGUGCCAAGCACCAGUGGGAGGUAAUCGUAGCCACGCUAGCCCUACUAGCAUGUGCGGCCAGCGUAGAGAGGCAUGGCACAGGCGGCCGAUCAGAAAGAUGCGCUGGUUGGGCCAGGGCCUGCCCAGGGUUAGAAGCCGAGUACCAAGCGGCCGACGCUGUAGUGAUGACCUUCGUCCGUUGCACAGCUCUACUCUACGCGUACUACCAAGUCUCGAAUCUCCAAAAAAUCGCCUCCAAAUACCUUCUGAUCCUCGCCGGUAUAUUCUCCACAUUUGCCAGCUUUAUAUUUACAUCGGCAUUGGCUAGUUUGUUCUGGAAUGAAUUAGCUAGUAUAAAAGAUGCUCCUUUCCUGUUUUUACUAGUAGCUGACGUAGCUAGAGGUGCUCGAAUGGCUAAAGCUGGAUGGAGUGCAGGAGAAGAUCAAGGCAAGAGAGUAGGGAAAGCUUUAUCUUUGUUGGGACCGACUGCGACGCUAGAUACACUUCUAGCGGUUUUACUAGUCGGUGUUGGUGGACUUUCUGGUGUUCCAAGGUUGGAACAUAUGUGUACAUUCGCCUGUUUAGCAUUAUUGGUUGACUACUUAGUUUUCGUAACUUUCUAUCCUGCCUGCUUAUCAUUGGUAGCAGAUUUUGCUUCCGGUAGAAAGGAAAUGGCUCCAGACAGUCCGUUUUCAGAAGAAGACUUAAAGCCAAAUCCAGUGGUGCAAAGAGUUAAGAUGAUCAUGGCCGCUGGAUUACUAUGCGUGCAUUUGACAAGCCGGUGGCCUUGGACAAGAGAAAAUGGUAUGAUUGAAGGAUCUCUAUCAGAUGGCUUCAAAUCUGCAAAUCAUGAAAAUGUUCUGUUUCACUCGUACGUUAAAUGGUUUUCAGUAAGCGCUGAUUAUAUUGUUAUAGCAACAUUGCUAUGUGCUUUGAUCAUUAAAUUCAUCUUCUUUGAAGAACAAAGGAAUUGGGUUAUCGACAUGAACGAUUUAACAGUUAAAGAGGUUGUCCAACAUAGCGGUAGUAAUAAGAAAAUAUUUUCAAUUGGCGAAGAAGAUUUAAAAAUUGCGACAUCUACACAAACAGAUUCUUCGCUAAAUUUAGAUGAAACUGAGUGGCCUUCGCUUUCCCCAAGCUCAUCUUUUGCUAGAUUAAACGCUAAGAAACGUCCGAUGGCAGAAUGUUUAGAGAUAUACCGUUCAGAGGGAAUCUGUACAUCGUUAAGUGACGAAGAAGUUGUAAUGCUUGUCGAACAAUCUCAUAUACCAAUGCAUAAUCUCGAAACUGUAUUAAACGAUCCCUUAAGAGGUGUCAGACUGCGCAGAAAAAUCAUAUCCUUAAGAUUUGGAACCGAAUGUGCUGUAAAGAAACUUCCAUAUUUAAAUUAUGACUACAGUAAGGUUCAAAACGCUUGCUGUGAAAAUGUUAUAGGAUAUGUCGGUAUACCAGUUGGUUAUGCUGGACCUUUAGUUGUCGACGGCAAAGCAUAUAUGAUUCCUAUGGCUACAACUGAAGGUGCUUUAGUCGCAUCCACGAAUAGAGGAGCAAAAGCCAUUGGCACUCGAGGUGUUACUAGUGUUGUAGAAGAUAUAGGUAUGACCAGAGCUCCUGCAGUCAAAUUACCUAAUGUUGUGAGAGCACAUGAAUGCCGUCAAUGGUUAGACAAUAAGGAUAACUAUGCAUUAAUAAAAGAAGCUUUUGACUCCACAUCAAGAUUCGCACGUCUCCAAGAAGUCCAUAUAGGUGUCGACGGAGCAACUCUAUAUUUGAGAUUCAGGGCGACAACUGGUGAUGCCAUGGGAAUGAACAUGGUUUCCAAAGGUGCUGAAAAUGCUUUGAAGCUCCUCAAAACCUAUUUCCCCGAUAUGGAGGUAAUCAGUCUUUCUGGAAACUAUUGCUCUGAUAAAAAAGCCGCUUCUAUCAACUGGGUUAAAGGCAGAGGUAAACGGGUUGUAUGCGAAACAACAAUCUCAGCUGAAAAUUUGAAGAAAAUUUUCAAAACCGAUGCGAAAACUUUGACUAGGUGUAACAAGAUUAAAAAUCUCUCAGGAUCUGCUCUCGCUGGAUCUAUAGGUGGGAAUAACGCUCACGCAGCGAAUAUGGUUACAGCUAUAUUUAUAGCAACAGGUCAAGAUCCAGCUCAAAAUGUGACUAGCAGUAGUUGCUCAACUAGUAUGGAGAUCAGUGGCGAAAAUAGAGAUGAUCUAUACGUCACUUGUACGAUGCCGUGUUUAGAAGUAGGAACAGUUGGUGGCGGCACAGUGUUAGCUGGACAAGGGGCGUGUUUGGAAAUUCUCGGAGUUAAAGGGGCUGCGGUUCGCCCUGCGGAAAACUCAGCAAGACUAGCAUCUCUAAUAUGUGCAACAGUUUUAGCUGGAGAACUAAGUCUGAUGGCUGCAUUAGUUAACUCUGAUUUAGUUAAAUCUCACAUGCGCCACAAUAGAUCUGCAAUUAACGUUCAGGGUACUAACGUGUCAGGUGUCACAAAUGGUAUGACACUCCAAGUACCUAACUUAUAACAAAUGAUACUGGAAAUAGCUUUAAAAGAUUUUAAAUGAGCAGAUGAGAAGAAUAUGACUUAAAAUAUUAACUUAAUUAUUAUAAUUAUCAUGUAUGUUUUCAAAAGGAGGAAACUAUAACUAUAAUGGUAAAAAACACAUAUCAUCGUUGAUGGACGUACAACAGCCAUGAAUAUUUUGGCUUACAAACUUGUCCGCCAUUUUCUGUUUCAAAAUAGCGGCUACGCUAUAAAACGUUUCAUCUCAUAGAGAAUUUAUUUUUAUUGAUGCCAGUUAUGGAUUAUUAUGGGGAUUAUGCGGGGCCGCUAUUUUGGGAAGAAUGGUAGGCAAGCUAUGGUCCAUACGAAAAUAUUUAAAACCCCUUUAAACAGUAUUGUUUCAAACUGUUCUAGAUCGGAAUCUGGUAUGGACUAUCAAAGACGAUAUUACAACCAAUACCGUAUAUAUUCCUCAAACGUUGGGUAGGGCGAGUGCUAUUCAAUGUUUGUCUACCAGUAUCCUUAGGCGAUUAUGUUUUUAUUGUAGGGACGGACACAUAAAAAAAGUUUAUACUUUUGUUAAAACUUUUCAUAAGCUUGAUGAAAUAAGAUUUAAAAAAUCAUGUUUACAAUUAUUCAUCUUGUUUAUGUCAGUGUGGUUUUGGUUGGUUUUUUUUUUGCCUCUUAUCAUUUCCUCAAUAGGAAAACCUUUGUUUUGUACUUGAUUUAAUUUUGUCCACCUUACGACCGUGUUUCUAUGAUGAAGUUGCUAUAAGCCAUGAAAAUCUAGAUUUAUUUCUAUGUACUUCAUACAGCAUUCCAUAAAAUUAUAAAUCUGGGCAAAUAUAUUUUUGAGAGUUUGAGUAUCUGUUUGCUUUAGAGUGAAUAACUGGAACAUUGAUUGGUACUGCCUCCGAAACCGGCUCUCGAAAUCUAGUUGCUUUUUAAUAAUGCACUAAACUUCAAAUUAUUUUUUUGAGAGGUUAAUUUGAAAGGGAAUAUUGAUAUAGUCACACGUUGCAUCAACAUUUUAAAGGUUUUUGCGGAUUUAUCAAUUUUAGGCUUUGAUUUCCUUUUGGUGUUCAUGCAAAGUACAAUAAGACUAGUCGCCUAUGGCCACUUAUCAUUUAACUCAACAAUUAUGUAAUCAGCAACCUUCACUGCCGUUGCUUAAAUGUUUAAUGUAUGAAUGUAUUCCUUGCAUAUCAAGUCACCUUUUAAGAAAGUAACAAGUAAAUAAAGCCUAGAAGAAAUAUGUAAAUCUUUUUUUUGUGAUAAUGUAAAUCUAUUUGAGAAACAACUGUGCUUCUGACAAUAGCCUUAGACUGUACUAAGGGUACCUCUAUUGUGGUAUUAAUGUUAAUAAUUAUUAGAAUAUCACAUUGUGUUCGUUUAAAAAUGUGUAUUUCUCGAAGAAAAAGUAUGCAUUCAAGUUGUAUAUGCGCGAUGUAGAUGAGAAAAAGUGUAGUGCCUAAAGUCACACCUAGUGUAACUCCCAGUGAUUUACCAAAUUAUAGUGUUUUCACUUCAUGUUUAAAUGGAUUCUACGGGACUCUUAAUCAAUUAGGAUUACUUAGUGUAACUACUAAUAAUAUUUAUUUAGUUUUAUGUAUAUUAGAGUUUAGCCGCGUGACCGCCAUUUUGUUUAAGUAAAAAAAAGAACAUACA
Messenger RNA from Pararge aegeria (speckled wood butterfly), 4368 nucleotides. RefSeq names its product 3-hydroxy-3-methylglutaryl-coenzyme A reductase (gene Hmgcr). Gene Ontology annotation, biological process: sterol biosynthetic process; isoprenoid biosynthetic process; coenzyme A metabolic process. Gene Ontology annotation, cellular component: peroxisomal membrane; endoplasmic reticulum membrane. The transcript has 2 exons. The record is from RefSeq and is a predicted model, not a curated record. Lineage: Eukaryota; Metazoa; Arthropoda; Insecta; Lepidoptera; Nymphalidae. Bases 191 to 2722 code for a protein of 843 amino acids. Gene Ontology annotation, molecular function: hydroxymethylglutaryl-CoA reductase (NADPH) activity; protein binding.